GAAUCUCACGAGUGGUGCAAAGCUGACGUGCAAAGCUGACGUGCAAGUAUCUCUCACGAUCACCGGAUGUGAGGCUGGCAUGGGCGCAACAGUCACGCAUCGUUGCAUACGUGACGUGUUGCCGCAGAGUUGACGCAGAGAAUGCUUUGCUGUCCCUUGGAUGCGGUGUCGAGCUUACGAACCAUGCGGAGGAAGCUGAGGCUGCAUUCGUUGGCGAUGGUGCCGACGACUCGAAAGGCCCCUGCCCCUUGCGCAUCCGAUGCAGCCAUUCCAAAUUUGAUGGCUAUGGAAGCGAGUCUCUGUCCCAUCGAGCGCAUGUCUGGGUAUUUGGUCCAGCACUUGUCAGAUGGGUGCAUGCGCUUCGCGCGUCGUCGCGUGGGCAUCGUCGGACGAUUGCUUGCAGCCAUGAGUACAGCGUUGCCAGAUCUGGAAGCACCUGGUUACACGUCGGCUUGGGCACAAAGUAGGGACCCCACAUCGACCAACUGCGACUCUUCAGGGCGCUUCGCAUUCCCUCAACAGCCAGCGCGCAUCGACCAGCAGCACAGCGAUGCGUUUCUCCGCAACCCCGCUUCAGCGAGAGUUGCUGCUCGCGGAGGCGCGCGCACGCGUGAUAUCGGGUUUCCGCUUGUUGGCAGAUGGGUGCCUUGAUAGCGCACCUUGAGCAUAUACUGGCGGUCUUGAGCUGUGUCAGUGUCAUCUGCGGCUGCAAGAUCUGACGCGUUCGAGUCGCUCGGUACACGCUGUGGUUGUUCUUCCUUCAGCAG
Ceraceosorus guamensis is the source of this 767-nucleotide messenger RNA. RefSeq lists its product as hypothetical. The transcript has a single exon. The coding region runs from base 142 to 651 and encodes 169 amino acids. The record is from RefSeq and is a predicted model, not a curated record. NCBI's taxonomy places the organism in Eukaryota, Fungi, Basidiomycota, Exobasidiomycetes, Ceraceosorales, Ceraceosoraceae.